AUGAAUGUUAACAUUACCGAUGAUCUUGGUCGAACAGGUAGUUUGCAAACCCCCGAGAAUAACCCACAAGGGUUUAUGCCUACUCCGCAAGGAUCAACAGGAACUACGGUUACAAGCUCGAGCAUCACACCAUUGAUGAAAACUGAAGAUAUGACGCAAGUAUCGGGAUUAAUGCUAGAUGAAGAGCUUAAUAUGCUUUUGGCAAACUCACAAUUACAGGAACAAGACAAUACAAGGCUAUCCUCAACAGAACCUAGAACUCGUGGUGACGGCGAUAAGGAACCUUUACUUGAAAUCAAAAAAGAGCACAAACAGUCAGACACAAUACUUGCUAAUGCUAAUUUCCUACCACAAGUUCCAAGCCUAGCGUCUUUGGAUCCUGUAAAUGAAACUACUGCAAAGCCAUCAACAGGCACUAAUGAGCCUGUGCGUGAACCAUCAACAGGCACUAAUGAGCCUGUGCGUGAACCAUCAACAGAAACCAAUGAACUCGCGUGUAAAUCCUCCACCUCCACCUCCACAGCCACGGCCACAACCAGUAAUGACAACAACAACAAUAUUAACAACAAUAUACUGAAACAAAAAAUGGAAUCAUCCAAAAAGGACUCGGCCUCAGCACCGAAAUCAAGUCAAGAUGAUGAUGAAAACCAGCGCGCUAGAGUGUCUGCAUACGCUAGACUAGAUUUUGACAAUUAUAUGUUUUACGUUCAGACACUACAAGUUGUGCUCGGGCGCAAAUCUCAAGACGAGCUAAUCCAACAGAAUGUGGAUGUUCAUUUAUCGGAAAAAAAGGCCAUAUCAAGAAGACAUGCAAAGAUUUUUUAUAAUUUUGGAACUCAAAGAUUCGAAAUAUCGGUAUUGGGUAAAAAUGGAGCAUUUGUAGAUGAAACAUUUGUUGAAAAGGGUUUAACAAUCCCAUUAACUGGCGGAAUGAAAAUACAAAUUGGUGAUAUACCAUUUUAUUUCAUUCUUCCUGAUGAACCACCUAAUGAUGAAUCAAAUGCUAAUGGUGCUAAGGCUGGUCCAAAGCAAUUCAAUCCCAGUGAUGCCAUAAACUUGAAAUCUAAUUUAUUCUCUAAAACUCCAACACCAAAGAGCUCACCAAAAAGGAAAAUUCCCGAAUUGAAUGAAGUUUCGGAAUUGCUGCCGACAGCUGUUGCAAAUACCACCAAUACUAAUAUAAUUGCCAAUGCCAAUGCUAAAAACAAUACCAGCACCAACACCAACACCAAUACCAGCACCAACACCAACACCAGCACCAACACCAACACCAACACCAAUACCAAUAACAUUGCACAGCGGAAAAAAUCAAUUAAUAGGCGGGAUUCCUUAUUGAAGAUUAGAAGAUUAUCAACUACGCGGCCAAAGUCGCAAAGCACUAGCGACGAAAUUAAUGAAUUGCUAAAAGGCAUUGGAUUGAACCCAAUUACAGAUCAGAGUGAAGACAGUGCGAUGGAUCUCGAUGAGCAAAUUCGUCUUCUUUUGGAUGAAGAUGCGACACAUCUAGGUGCAGACAAUCAAGACGACGACAUUACCAAAUUGUCUGGCUUUAAUGAAUCAGCUAUAGCGGACGACGACGAAGAAGAAGAACAACAAGAAGACGAACAAGAAGAAGAAAAUGAAGUUAAUGAUGAUAAUGAUGGUGCACAAGACUUGGGGAAUAUUGUCAAAAGCUUUAAUCAAGCAGAUAACGAAAUCAAAGAGUUGGGCACGCAAGUACAUGAGGUAGGUUUGGAAAUUGAUGAAUUGGCAAAGACAUCCAGCGAGUAUAAUCAGAACUUGAUCAAAGAAAAAGAACUUAAAAAGAAAGGUUUGGAGGAUUUAAAGAAACAGAAGGAAUUGCAUUUACAGCAGAGGAGGUACUCAUAUGUGAAAAAUGCAGGACCUAUUAGGGCAACACCUUUGAUGGGGAAGCCUGCUUCAAUCCAGCCACCUGCAUCGUCAUCAAUUUAUAGCCGAAUCAAUGGUUUGGAUAAACCAGGUUUUCCCUCAAUGGUUCAGAAAGCAAUACCUAAUCAACCACCCCCACCGAAGUUAAUUGCGCCUGUCCAUAUAAUAACAGCCGAGCCUUCAGCAAUAAGAUCUCGACCACCUUUGCGAGCCAUUACAGUGAGCGACGCUUCUUAUCUUUCAUCGUUUUACUACCCCAAAACCAUUGAAGAACCUUCAAAAUACCCCAAACCAAAAGGAAAGAAAGUCGCACCAAGAAAAUCAGCUAAACGUGUUUAUGCCGCUGAUGAAAUACCCGAAAAGUGUCGAGUCAAGCCAAACUUGAGUUUCAAUACCAUGGUUACAGUAGUUUUGAAAACACCAACUGCCGCUCAAAAUGGUUUAACAAUUAAUGAGAUUAUUGAGUCCAUCAAGGAGAUAUAUCCAUAUUACAAGUACUGUCCAGAAGGAUGGCAAGCGGCUAUUGACCAUUGUGUGAAAUUCUCCAAAUGCUACAAAGGUAUUUUCAAAAAAGGAUCUGAGUGGCAGUAUGUCAUUGACGAGUUGUAUCUAGAUGAAAGAAAUACAAUAAAGGAACAACAAAGACAAAUAGUUGAAGCAAAAGCUCAAGCAGAGCUCAAAAGACGAGAAGAGUUCCAACAAAAGCAAAGAUUAGAAACUCAACAACAACAACAACAAUUCAGCAAUCAAAUGUAUAUGAAUAGAACCGCCAAUUUUCCACAACCUCAGUAUCCCCCCAAAAUGCAAUCUAUGCCUCCGCAAGGACCAUCAGUUGCUGCUAGUAAUAAUAAUAAUAAUAAUAAUAAUAGUGCACCGUUUGCUCAACCUUCGCCAGUGCAUUAUAAACCUGCCAAUAAUGUGAGUGUCUCCCCAGCUCCUCCUCAGCCAAUAGCUCAAGAAAUGCCAUCUAUCAAUGACCCAAAAACACAAAAGUCUCUAGAGUACUUGAGGAAAGAAUUGUUCAGUUUAUAUAAAACUCGGAAUCUUUCGUAUGAUAGGGAAACAGCAACCAGUUUAAUCACGAAAGCGCUAGCUACUACCAUUGCUCAAGUUAAUAGCAUUGGUGCUAAAGCUGGUUGUGGUCAAAAUGCUUUAGGUUUCUUGGUGGAAAAGGCACCUCAACAAGUGAGCAAGAUUUUGGGUAUUGCAUUGACAAAAUCUAUCAAGGAACAUGAUGGUGGAGGAUCAAAACCAUCCACACCAGCUCCAACUCAUCCCUUGCCCUUGGCAUCGGGGUCGGGAUCGGGAUCGGGACCUGUGUCAUCAUCGCCCCAACCUCUACCUCAAAUUGCACCUCAGACUACACAAUUGCAGACUGCUCAACCUCAGACUACUCAAUUGCAGACUGCUCAACCUCAGACUGUUCAAUCUCAUGUUCAACCUCAGACUGCUCAACCUCAGACUGCUCAACCUCAAACUGCUCAACCUCAGACUGCUCAACCUCAAACCACUCAAGCUUUUAAUAAUGAAAAUACAUCUAUCCAACCUAGAAGCCAUGUAACAACAGUAGAAGAUAAUGCAAACGACUUAGCUCUGCAAUCUUCUUCUUUACCAAUGACCAAACUUACAGCUCAAUUGUCAUCACCGCCUUCUUCGGAAACACAAACAUCCACAACUCAACCACCCGGGUCCAUUGCAUCACAGCCUACAAACUUUUCGUCACCAGCAACUCAAUCCAUCGCGAUUUCUCCAAACACGCAAACUGCACCAGCAGUAAAAGUAGAGAAAAAUAACUCGCCAUCACCGCAAUCCUCCCUGAACAUUCCCAAAGCGUUGUCAUUACCACGGCCGCCGCUGUUUGGAAAGCCAUUCUCCUUGAAUAAGCCAGGCUUUUACGGAAGACCCCAAGCAUAUGGCAAACCGCCUGGUGUAGGCUUGGGAUUAUCGAGACCACCAACUUUCUUAUCCAACAAACCUACAUACCAAACUGGCAAUAAAAGAGAUUCCGACUCGAGAGAUUACGAAAACGAGCAAGCAAAUAAGAUGGCCAGAAUUUAG
Messenger RNA from Lodderomyces oxycetoniae, 3948 nucleotides. It is a transcript of the gene FHL1, whose product is annotated as Fhl1p. Gene Ontology annotation, biological process: regulation of ribosomal protein gene transcription by RNA polymerase II. Gene Ontology annotation, cellular component: nucleus. The record is from RefSeq and is a predicted model, not a curated record. Gene Ontology annotation, molecular function: DNA-binding transcription factor activity; protein binding; sequence-specific DNA binding. Lineage: Eukaryota; Fungi; Ascomycota; Pichiomycetes; Serinales; Debaryomycetaceae. The transcript has a single exon. Bases 1 to 3948 code for a protein of 1315 amino acids.